Molecule: messenger RNA, 2631 nt
Organism: Symbiodinium sp. CCMP2592
Lineage: Eukaryota; Dinophyceae; Suessiales; Symbiodiniaceae
Source: the annotation of a GenBank genome assembly
AUGUGGGAAUGGCCCACGACGCUAUGUUUGAUACUGGCCGUGAUCGUCAACUUCGCAGCAAAGCACCCGGAAUGGAUCCCCCGCGCCUGGCGCCCGCGCCUUGGCGAUGGCUCGGAGAAGGUGAGACACCUGCUGCAGCUUCCCCUCGAGUCGCUCCCAGCUUCCGCUGCCUUCGACGCGGCCUUCGACGCAGCGGCGCGAAGCGCCGGGAGGCCGUGCGUGGUCGCAACCAGUGGAGACCACACGCUCCGGGACGCCUUCCGCCAGCAGCGGCACUUCGGCGCCUGCUCGGAGGCCUCGUCGGAGGCCUCGGAGGAGUUCACAGGGCUGUGGCCCCGUCUCGUCCACUGGUGGAAGUCCCGGCUGCUGUGGUGGGCCAUGCCGGGCUUGGUCGAGGCUACCUUGGCCGACCUCCUCCAACAGCAAGAGGAGGUCGCCGUGCUUGGUCUUGCUGCUUUGGAGCUCCAGAACAUCCAUGCGGCGGGCCCGGUGGCCGAGGCGGCCGUGUCGAUCCGUUUGGCAUCCCGCCCGGUUGAAGAUCUUGCGGAGGAGUUGCAACUGCCAUCCUCCACCGUGUUAGCGCUCCAGAAAUCCGGAGAUCUCGCCACCUUGGCCGACGAGAUCUACAGGGCACAGGCUCUGGGGAUCCCUCAGGGAGCUUGGCUUGCCAAGAGCUUGCAGCGAAAGAACAACACCUUUCUACUUGGAGCCAAGGCAGCAUUUCUGCACAGUCGGUUUCAGGGUCGGCCGCAUCCUUUGCUUUUGCAUCAGAGCGCGGAUGCAACCUUUGCGCUGAUGCGCAGCCUCUGGAUUGAUGGCCAAAACUUCGCCGACCACAGCGCAGAGUUGGAGAAGAAGGUGGAGAAGGCCACCGACUCCGGCGGAUUGUCGGAGCUUCUCAUGAAGGCCGCCGUCGAUGAGUCCUGGGUGUCUCAGAUGCAAAGCUCUGCCUUAGGGCUCCCCUGGCUUCCCGACCUGCCCGCAGUCAGCGCCAUGUUCAAUGGUGCAACCCAGGAGGAGCUUUUUCGGCUGGCCUCGCAGCUUGCGGAAGGUGCCCCGUUGGAGGUGUCGCAGGAGAAGUUGCUGUCGCCCUUCUCUGUCGUCUCCCUUGUGGGCCAUGGCGAAGAUGGGAAGGCCCUCUGGGAGGCUGAAUCUAUGUCCGUUCACGGGUAUUUCGGGCCUUUGGUUGCUCAGCUGUCCAAUCUCCUCACCAGCCCUCCGUUUGAGGCCCUUGGUGCUGGGAGCUUGGGCCAGGCGCUUGCCGAUUUAGGAGCAGGCGCGGCUUUCGUUUGCGGCGCCGCUGUGGAAGCCGCGCAAGCCAUUGCUCGUGGGAGAUCCCAGUAUCACGGCUAUAUAUCGUUAUGUCCAACUUCGGGCGAUGCACGUGAUCUGUGGAAGUGGCCGUUCUCGAUGGUUGCCGGCGUUGCAUCCCGGUUGUCGCCGCAGAUGCUCAAAGGAUCGCAACGCACGAGGGUGGAGUUGCAGAGCAUGUGGCAAGAAACCAUUGGGCGAUCCUUCCCGCAUGCAGCUGCAAGUUUUGCUUCAGCCGGCAUGCUGCGGAACGACACGGCCACACCCAUCAUUGCAGUAUGGCCCGUCUACUAUGGUGGAUCUCCGGGUGCGAUGAUGCAAGAGCUUCAUCUGAUUCGGUUGUGGAGCGAGCAAAGUCACCGUUCCACAAAAUUGACUGGGGUGGCUUCAGCUUCCCUCGUCGUCAUGGACGUUGUCAGCUUGAAGUGCAAAGGCCAGUGGUCCCGUGCUGCAAAGGCUUUGGGCGGGCCGGAAGUGCUAUCGACAUCAAGCUGCACUCAGAGCAUCGCAGCUGUUCACACGGCAAGUGCAGAAGCGCCAUUGCCGCUGCUGCUCGUUGGGCGAGCCGACGUGUCUGUCCAAGUCGACGAUGCCAGUUUCCUGGCUUCCAUGUCCCAAGCCUGGCGCGACCUGGCCCUGCACCCCCCCGCGGCGGCUUCGCCGCAGCCGGUUGCCAUGGCGGCCUUCGGAUCUUGGUGGCCAGCUUUGCAGCUCUUGUUUGCGGAAGCUGGGGCCCUCGUGGCGUGCGAGUAUGGCACGAGUACUGAGAGCUGUCUCUGGGCCACCAUUGCGCGAUCGACUGCGGAGUUGCGCCCAUGGGAGGAUUUUGUUGGAUCCGACUCCACUUCGCUAAUGUCUGCCACGAUGCUGUUGGGAUGGCUGGCCCAAGAGCAGGUCGUGUUUUGCGAAGACUGGGAAGACGAAGAAACGGGCGCUACAAAGUGCGCCUGCGGGCCUCCGGUGCCUGCCGACGGGUCGAAGUCUGAUCUACUGAAUGGUCGGCUCAUGCCGGCGGCCCCCACAGCAGCGAGGAAGCUUCUGCAUCUCCUGGCGGAGAUCAUCUUAGCAGGUGAUGCAGCUAACGUGCAGAAGCUCUACACUGCCGUGAUGGCGAAUGAGGACUGGCAGGUCUUGUACAGCUGCGCUUCACAAGCUUCGAGCCCACAACGUUACCUGAUAUUGGACCGUGGCAACAUGGAGUUGCCUGCGAGCGCACGGCAGCGCCUGGCAGAGACACUGGAGCCGAUUGCUGCCGACGAGCUCUUCGAAAGCUCUGAAGAUCGGAGCUCAAAUCGGUCAACGGCGACAAGAGCUUGGUGA